Messenger RNA from Cotesia glomerata, 1219 nucleotides. RefSeq names its product mitochondrial glutamate carrier 1-like. The coding region runs from base 49 to 990 and encodes 313 amino acids. The record is from RefSeq and is a predicted model, not a curated record. Gene Ontology annotation, biological process: L-glutamate transmembrane transport; malate-aspartate shuttle; aspartate transmembrane transport. Lineage: Eukaryota; Metazoa; Arthropoda; Insecta; Hymenoptera; Braconidae. Gene Ontology annotation, molecular function: L-aspartate transmembrane transporter activity; L-glutamate transmembrane transporter activity. The transcript has 7 exons.
UAAUUAUUUUCUGUGAAAAAAAAAAAAUUGAAAGUAAAAUAGUAAAAUAUGGCAAAAUUACAAGUUAAUAAACCAGAGCAACAACAAUUUAAACUUGUACCAAAAAUAAUAAAUGGAGGUAUUGCUGGAAUUAUUGGAGUAUCGGUGGUAUUUCCAUUAGAUUUAGUUAAAACGAGGCUGCAAAAUCAAGUGAUUGGUCCUAAUGGACAAAAAAUGUAUUCUUCAAUGCUGGAUUGUUUUAAAAAAACUUAUCACGCCGAAGGAUACUUUGGAAUGUAUAAAGGAUCAGGCGUUAAUAUUCUCCUUAUAACUCCUGAAAAAGCCAUCAAGUUAACAGCUAAUGAUACAUUCAGACACCUUUUAUCAACUGGACCUGGAGAACCAUUGCCAUUGGUACGUGAAAUGAUUGCUGGUGGAUCUGCUGGUGCUUGUCAAAUAGUAAUAACAACUCCGAUGGAAUUAUUAAAAAUUCAAAUGCAAGAUGCUGGUCGAGUUGCCGCUGCUGCUAAGAGUGAGGGGAAAACAGUCCCUAAACAAUCAGGACUGUCAUUAGCAAAAAGUAUUUUCAAGAAAAAAGGUAUUCUAGGAUUUUAUCAAGGAACAGGUGCUACUGCAUUGAGAGAUGUCACAUUUUCAGUUAUUUACUUUCCACUUUUUGCUCGUUUAAAUAAUCUUGGACCUAAACGAGAAGACGGCUCAUCUGUAUUCUGGUGCUCAUUUUUGUCUGGGUGUGCUGCUGGUUCAGCCGCUGCAUUAACAGUGAAUCCAUUUGAUGUUAUUAAAACUCGAUUGCAAGCUAUCAAUAAAGCUCCUGGUGAGCCAACUUACAAUGGAGUUUUAGAUUGCAUAGGAAAAACUUUGAAAAAUGAAGGCCCAACUGCAUUCUUCAAAGGUGGUGCUUGUAGGAUGAUUGUGAUUGCUCCAUUGUUUGGAAUUGCACAAACAGUUUACUAUCUCGGUGUCGCUGAACGUCUUCUGGGCUUUAAUUAGACAAUAAUUUAUCAAAUGAAUACUGCCAUACUGUAACUUAUCAACUCAUAACUCAAUGAAUGACAAUAAUUGAUAUUAAUAUUUUCAAUAAGCUAGGACAAUAUAGUUAUAUUAAGAUAUAUUUUAAUUAAUGGAUAACAUUUGUUAUCUAACAUUGAUAUUUCUCUUUAUCGUUUAAUUUAGAUUUUUUUCUACAGCCAUUGUAUAGUAUAUUUUUUUGAGAUUUUUU